Molecule: messenger RNA, 1980 nt
Organism: Stegodyphus dumicola
Lineage: Eukaryota; Metazoa; Arthropoda; Arachnida; Araneae; Eresidae
Product: cytochrome P450 4V2-like
Molecular function (GO): oxidoreductase activity, acting on paired donors, with incorporation or reduction of molecular oxygen; heme binding; monooxygenase activity
Source: RefSeq, a predicted model, not a curated record
AAAAAUACGGUUUGUGAUCAUUAAUCAUGCGGUUUAAUGAUCGAAAUAAGCAUAUGGUUAUAACAUCAUAUGCAUAGGAAAAUAACUUUAAAAAUAAAAUUCAUUCCAAAUCUCUGAUUUAUUUAUUGCUUUCAAAACCUUAUAGAUCAUGGAACUUAUAAUGUACUUGAAAAUCCCUUUUUUCCUCUUUUAUGUUAAUGUAAUAAAAGAAAAUAUUAAUUAAUCUGUAUUAUACAAUCUCUGAGAACUUACUUCGACAAUGAAAUCUGAAAACCAACUUGUAAAAACGUACUUGAUAAAAACUACUUCAUAUCCAUUUUAGAUACUGCAAUGGGAAUUCAUGUAGGUGCACAAGAGAGAUUUCACGAAAUUUCACAAGAUCUUCUGGAACCUGCGAAAGAAGUAACGGAGCUCAUGGCCUACAGAAUCUCUCAACCAUGGCUUUGGUAUGAUACUAUAUUCUACCGCACUUCCUAUGGUCGAACGUUUCAGAAAGCUGAGAAAAUUAUACGUAAUUUCUUUAAAAGGGCCAUCCAUGAAGGCAAAGAUAUUUUAGAAGCAAAGAAAAGAAAUACUAAAUGUGUUCAACAAUCUGAAAAUAAAAACAAAAUCUUUUUAGAAAUAUUGUUGGAAGAAUAUGCUAAGAAUGAAAAUUUUACGUACAAUGACAUUGAGGAUGAAGCACUGACCUUCAUAUUUGGCGGAUAUGAUACAUCGAGUACAGCUUUAAAUUGGGUUCUAUGUCUACUGGGCCAACACUCUGACAUUCAGGAUAGAGUAUCCCAAGAAUUAUAUUCCAUAUUUGGAGAUGAUAAAACAAGAGAGGUUACAAUGGAAGAUGUGAAGAGUUUGGUAUAUCUAGAACAAGUUAUCAAGGAAACUCUUCGACUCUAUCCAUCUGUACCUCUGAUAGGAAGAGAAAACAAAGAAAGUAUUAAAGUGGGAAGAUAUGAAGUACCACACUGGAAUCAUAUAAUUGUUUUAAUCAACAUGCUUCAUAGAAACCCUGAAGUUUUUCCUAAUCCGGAAAAGUUUGAUCCAGAUAGAUUUUCUGCUGAAAAUUCGUCAGAGCGAGAUGUAUUUUGUUACUUGCCCUUCUCAUGUGGAGUUAGAGCUUGCUUAGGUUCCAUAUAUGCAAUGAUGGAAAUGAAGAUUAUUUUAGCGCAUGUUCUUCGAAACUUCAAAGUUACAACUCUGGAUCCGUUGGAUAAGGUAAACAUGAUGAUGACGGUGACUCUUAGGUGCUUGAAUACACCACGUUUACGUUUCUCCUUCCGCACAUGACAGACUCUUUUUAGCGAAACUUGAAAUCCAGCCAGAAUGUAUGGCAGUAUCAGUCGCAACUUCACCCAAUAUUGUUUCCAAACACUUCUAAUAACUUUCCUGUUUAAAUAAAAUCCUUAAAACACUUACAAAAAAGUUAUCUAAAAGUGCGUUGCAAUGUUUGUGGAUGUUAACUCACGAACAUGUAACUCCAAGCAAUAUUUAUCCUGUUUGAAAUGUAUAAGCACUGUUCUCAAUAGAAUGGAAUCAAAAGGUAUUAACAUUUUAAUAUAUAGUAAUGGAGGUCAUUUAAAAUUUUAAGAAUUUUCAGUUAAGCUCUGUCUUUGAUACUGAGUGGUUUAAGUAGGUAUAUUUAUUAUUGUAAUGCUUUAUAUUUUUAUUUGAAUUUUACUUGUACUAUUCAGUAUUACUCUUUUUUUUAUAAUUUUGUAGCUUUCCUUCAUUAUAUUCUUGAUGUACAACUAUGGAAUUACUGUAGGAGUUUACUUUGCCAAAUACUUUCUAUCUACCUCUUGUACUAGAAUGAUCUCAUUGAUUCCAAGGCAUUCAGAUCUUCUAAAAUUGUCACGUGAACGAGGAAUGUGCCAUCCCCACUGACUACAUUACAAUAAAAAUGUUUCAUUUUAUCCAUGAAAUGUUGAAUGUUAUAACUAUCUAGCUUGCUUAUAUAUCCAAUAAAUAUUUUAUUAUAUUCUG